Abrus precatorius (Indian licorice) is the source of this 486-nucleotide messenger RNA. RefSeq names its product embryo-specific protein ATS3B-like. NCBI's taxonomy places the organism in Eukaryota, Viridiplantae, Streptophyta, Magnoliopsida, Fabales, Fabaceae. The record is from RefSeq and is a predicted model, not a curated record. The transcript has 3 exons. Bases 1 to 486 code for a protein of 161 amino acids. Gene Ontology annotation, molecular function: protein binding.
AUGAAUGCUCUCACUGUGAUUUUGAUCUUCACAUUUUGCAUCAUCACUGCCUUUUCACAUGCAAUGCCAACAGCCACUAAGCCUAAACCCAUCGAAUCUUUCAAGCUCAACCAAACCCAGCAGCAGAAAGAGGGUGGUAGCUGUAGUUACACGCUCACCAUAAAGACAAGCUGCAGUUCUUAUAUGUAUACUACUGAAAUCAUCGGUGUUUUAUUUGGUGACGCCUAUGGCAAUCAGGUUUAUGUUCCAAGUCUUGAUGGUCCUAAUUUAGGGACGUUCGGGCAGUGCUCUACGAAUACGUAUGAAAUAUACGGACCAUGUACCUUCCAAAUAUGUGAUCUGUACCUAUACAGGACUGGAGAUGAUGGUUGGAUACCAGAGACAGUGACCGUAUAUGACUACGCAUACGACCCUAUUACAUUUUACUACAACAUUAAUAUUCCUGACGAUGAUGGCUAUGGCUUUGACUACUGUCAUGGUGUUUAG